UUGUUUCUUGGCAUUCAUUGGAUCAGCAAUAUCACAAUGGGGGUUUUCGAUGGUCUCUCAAGCUUAGAGAGGCUAGAUCUCUCCAGUAACAGCCUAGAAACUCUCGAGGAAGGAGUGUUCGAUGGGCUGUCUAGCUUGAGAAUGCUCGAUCUUUCCAACAAUCAGAUAUCGAGCAUUACAGCUCCCUUGUUCAGCAAAGUCUCUAGUUUGCGAUUUCUGGAUCUUUCGCAUAACAAGCUUUCAGUCCUUCCACAAGAAUACUUGAGAUCCUUGAGCAUUAGAAACAUUUCUGUCGGGGUGUUUGACGGCCUCUCGUAUCUGUGGAGGUUGUAUCUUUCUGAGAAUCAGCUUUCUGGCAUCCCUCAAGGAGCAUUCACUGGACUAUCGGGCCUAGGAAAUCUGCAUCUUACAAACAAUCAGCUGACAAGCUUAUCUGAGGGAUCGUUUGCUGGACUACCAGGAGUGGGGCUGGUGCUCUUUCUGGAUGGAAACCAAAUGACAACUCUUAGCAACGGAGUUUUCAGCAGACUUACAGGCAUGCGAGCGCUGUAUCUGGAGAUGAAUCAGCUGUCAAGCAUUGAAUAUGGAUCCUUGAGCGGUCUCUCAAGUCUGAUUGAUCUCAGAAUAAGGGGCAACAGGCUUUCGAGUGUCCCCAAGGGAGCCUUUGAUGGUAAAAAAGCCUUGGAGUUGUUAGACCUCUCUUACAAUGAGCUUACCAUGAUUCCUGAGGGGACUUUCAAUGGUGCUUUCCCCACUCUUUGGGCUCUUUAUCUGAAUGACAACAAGUUGACAUGCAUCUCGUCAGAUGCUUUUGUGAAUUUCACGGCAAUG
Guillardia theta CCMP2712 is the source of this 831-nucleotide messenger RNA. RefSeq lists its product as hypothetical. Gene Ontology annotation, molecular function: protein binding. The record is from RefSeq and is a predicted model, not a curated record. Gene Ontology annotation, cellular component: extracellular matrix. Lineage: Eukaryota; Cryptophyceae; Pyrenomonadales; Geminigeraceae. The transcript has 2 exons. The annotation marks the transcript as partial.